GAUGUCGACGAUGUGACGUUCUCUUUAACCGCUGUGAGAAGGAGGAUUGGAAUUUUAAGUCCAGCAUCCAUCCAUAAUCUACAAUGGCCGAGGAAGGCAUUGCUGCCGGAGGUGUGAUGGAUGUCAACACCGCUCUCCCGGAGGUGCUCAAGACCGCACUUAUCCACGAUGGCUUGGCACGCGGUAUCCGCGAAGCUGCUAAGGCGUUGGACAAACGCCAGGCCCACCUCUGCGUCCUUGCGGCUAACUGUGACGAGCCCAUGUACGUGAAGCUUGUGGAAGCCCUCUGUGCCGAGCACCAGAUCAACCUCAUCAAGGUCGAUGACAACAAGAAGCUUGGCGAGUGGGUCGGUCUGUGCAAGAUCGACAGAGAGGGCAAGCCCCGCAAGGUGGUCGGGUGCAGCUGUGUCGUCAUCAAGGAUUAUGGCAAGGAGUCUCAAGCCAAGGAUGUCAUCGAGGAGUACUUCAAGGCUAAGAAAUGAGGCGUGAAUAAAAACUUUUGAAAUGAAGUUGA
Messenger RNA from Megalops cyprinoides (Indo-Pacific tarpon), 514 nucleotides. It is a transcript of the gene rps12, whose product is annotated as ribosomal protein S12. The coding region runs from base 84 to 482 and encodes 132 amino acids. Gene Ontology annotation, biological process: translation. The transcript has 6 exons. Gene Ontology annotation, molecular function: structural constituent of ribosome. Gene Ontology annotation, cellular component: ribosome; cytosolic small ribosomal subunit. The record is from RefSeq and is a predicted model, not a curated record. Lineage: Eukaryota; Metazoa; Chordata; Actinopteri; Elopiformes; Megalopidae.